GCGUGUCGAUUUGCAGGUGGCUGUCGUCUGCCUGCUCGCCUCAAAUGAGUUCGCCAUCACCGAUUUGUCCCAAAGAAAAACCCGGCCCAGUGGAUAACAUCAUGAUUAACUCGACUGUGGACAUUUUGAAAGGUCAACGGUGACCGUGGAAAGGAGGGAGACGUGUUUGAAACGACUGCAGCUUUUCCAAGGAGCGACGUAGGUACAUGUGUGGUGAGCGACAGCUAAGAGAGCAGUUCAGGGCACGAGCCAAAGGCGCACACACCCACUAGCGGAGAGCAGGACUGCAUUAUUCAACGGAUCCUCUUCUCUACGCUCCUCUGGGCCAGUGACUCACCCCCCUUCUGCACCUCUUGCUGAGCCAUUAUUACCAUGGAAACCCCGAGCCAGAAACGCACCGGCCGCAGUGCCACCACCUCCCCGGCCCGCAUCACCAGGCUGCAGGAGAAGGAGGACCUGUGCAACCUCAAUGACCGGCUGGCUGUCUAUAUCGACAAGGUGCGCUCCCUGGAGUCGGAGAACGCCGGGCUCCGCAUGCGCAUCACCGAGUCGGAGUCCUCGUCCACCCGCGAUGUGUCGGGCAUGAAGGCCGCCUAUGAGGCCGAGCUGGCCGACGCCCGCAAGACGCUGGACCAGGUGGCCAAGGAGCGAGCACGCAUGCAGCUGGAGCUGAGCAAGCUGAAGGAGGACUACAAGGAGCUCAAAGCCAGGAACGGUAAGAAGGAGUCUGACCUGGAGGCGGCUCUGGCCAGGCUGAGGGACCUGGAGGCCCUACUGAACUCUAAAGAUGCUUCCCUCUCCACUGCCAUGGGCGAGAAGCAGACCCUGGAGGCUGAGUUGAAGGACCUCAAGGCCCAGCUGGCCAAGUUGGAAGGAAGCUUAGCCGAUGCCAAGAGGCAGCUGCAGGAUGAGAUGCUGAGGAGAGUGGACGCCGAGAACCGCCUGCAGACCAUGAAGGAGGAGCUGGAGUUCCAGAAGAACAUCUACCACGAGGAGCAGCGUGAGUCCAGGCGCCGCUAUGAGUCUCGCGUGGAGGUGGACGGCGGGCAGCGGCUGGACUUUGAGAGCAAGCUGGCCGCCGCCUUGGUCGACAUGAGAGUCCAACAGGAGGAGCAGGUCCGCCUCUACAAGGAAGAGGUGGAGAAGACCUACAACUCUAAGCUGGAGAACGCUCGUCAUUCAGCUGACAGGAACAGCCACAUGGUGGGAGCCGCUCAUGAAGAGCUGCAGCAGAGCCGUAUGCGAAUGGAGGGCAUGUCAAGCCAGCUCAGCCUGCUGCAGAAACAGCUGGCAGCGAGCGAGUCCAAGGUGCGGGAGCUGGAGGAGGCUAUGUCCAGGGAGCGGGACCUGAUGCGGCGGCGGCUGGAGGAUAAAGAGCGGGAGAUGGCCGAUAUCCGAGCUCGGCUGCUGCAGCAGCUGGACGAGUACCAGGAGCUGCUGGACAUCAAACUGGCCCUGGACAUGGAGAUCAAUGCCUACAGGAAGCUGCUGGAGGGAGAGGAGGAGAGGCUGAGUCUGUCACCCAGCCCUCCACCUACCGCCAAGGUUACAGUGACCAGGACCUCCGGAUCAGGCCACGGCCACACCAGCCGCGUCAUCCACUCCUCCGGCUCAGGUCACAGCCACACCAGCCGCCUGCUCCACGUCGGCACCGGCACUGCCUCCAGCAGCCGCAACUCCUCCGGCACAGCCAGCGCCACCAAGAAGCGCCGCCUCAAUGACGACAGCGAGACCUCCAGCAUGGUGGGGGGCACUGUGACCAAGACUCGCAUUAGUCAGCAAGCCUCAGCCAGCGGCCGCAUCACAGUGGACGAGGUCGACCUGGAGGGCAAGUUCAUCCGUCUCAGCAACAAAGCUGAUGAGGACCAGUCUCUGGGUAACUGGCAGGUGAAGAGACAAGUAGGAAACACCACUCCCAUCCUCUACAAGUUUCCCCACAAGUUCACUCUGAAGGCCGGAGGAACUGUCACUAUCUGGGCUUCUUCCGGCGGUGGAACCCACAACUCUCCCUCUGACCUGGUGUGGAAGACCCAGAGCUCUUGGGGAACCGGCGACCUCCUGCAGACCUCCCUCAUCAACGCCAACGGAGAGGAAAUGGCCAUGAGGAAAGUGACGCGCACGCUGUUCCAUGAUGACGAAGACGAUGACAUGGGAGCUCACAGCACGAGUGGCGGAGACAACGAGUACAACCUCCGCAGCCGCACAGUGAUCUGCGACUCCUGCGGGCAGACGUCGGACCGCUCAGGUGGUGGGGGUCUACCUGAGGGCAUCGUGGGACAAUCCUUUUUCAUGGGGACCAACGAGCCCAGACAGGGCCGUGCCAAGCCGGAGAACUGCUCCGUCAUGUAAACCAGACCUCACCUCACCUGAACCUACACCUCCUGCAGCCUACAAAGGAGAAUGAUAAUGUUCCUCUCUUGGGUUGUUUGUCUUUAUUUUUUUUUAUAUGAUGUUAUUUUUUUGUAUUCAGAUUAAUCUGCAGGUUGGAAUUGCUUCGAGGUUUUUUGGGUAAAGGGUACGGGAUUUUCAUAUUCAGCUUUUUUUUCAGUUUUAUAUUCAAGUUAUGUUAUUGCAUGUGUGCUGUGCUAAUGCUUGUCCUGCUCUUCUUGCACGCUCUCACUCACACACACACACACACACACACACACACACACACACACACACACAGCUCCAUUGACUUGUGCUUCGAUCCGCUAGUGAACCCUGUCGGGGAUACGUCUCCACAACCAUACAGACAGGGAACUGAAUUCUGUGGCGUAUGUUCAUCAUCCAUCAAAUUGAUCAAAUCUUUAUUUAAGAUGAUGUUGAUGUUUACAAUCUAAUUAUCGUUGUUUUUUGGAAUAAUAUUUAGCUAUAAGCUGCAGGGAAAAUGCAUAAAAGUUAGUUUUUGUUUUGAUAAAGUAUGUUGUAAAAGAGAACCAAAGUUCUUGAAGCUCAGGGUGUUAAGCAGAUUGUUUCUUUCCACCUUUAGCCUCAGACAAACAUGUCGUCGUACAUUUUUUUAUGUGGAUUUAGAUCAUAUGUUUGGGCUGCUAUGGCGCGCACACAGAAUAUAUAGAUGGAUAUAUUUUUUUUUCUGUAAUUCACAGCUCGGCUCCAGAGAGAUGUAUUUGGUUAUGAACGUGUAUAGAAAUAAUUGUAGUUUACUGGAUAAGUCGAAUGCUAUAAAAGAUAUAAAUGCUUAUCUCAGUGUGACAUUUAAACAUGUUGCUUAUUGAGUGAGUCCAAAGUGUUGUCAUGAUGAUAGGAACAGGUAGGAUGUGUCCUCUACCUGGAGAACCAUCAGAAAUAGGUGGUGUUUUCAAUCUCUACUGGUUCCAUACAUAAAGAAUAUAUAUUUGUAGGAUUUUACUGCUUAUUCAACCAAAUGAACAUUAUUUCAACAGAGAGCUGCUGCUGUUUACAGAUGGCAACAGAUUUUGGAAAUAUUUUAACGAGCUUUUUCACAGACUAAAAACCAAACGACUGUGCCUUUAGAGACGGAAAACAACAAUCACUGUUCUUCUGGCUCGUAGCUCGUAGCUCAGUCUUGUGACUGUCAGCUGUCCGAUUUGUGUUGCUCCUGGAAACUGGUCAUAAGGGCUUUUUUUUCCUUUCCUCUUAAGCUCACUGACUUUGCAAAUCUCCAGGCAUGAUUUUGGGAUCGGAGUGGGAUUGUGGGGUUUCUAUAUUUUUGUAACUUUGGCUUCAUGCACUGCUUUUAUUGUGGGCCUCGCCAAGUAUGCACAGCAGGUAUAUUUGUACUGUAGUCUGGCAGCUUAAGUCAUUUAUACUCUUGUGAAAAGCAUAGCAAAGCAUUUACAGAAAAUACUUGAUAGCUUUUCAUGUUUUUUGUAUUGUACUUAUAUGAUGGUAUUUGUGCCACAUUACAUUCUUUUAUUUUUGCCUUCAGUAGAGGUCUGAUUUUGACUCUAUGAUCCCCAAAGUGCCUUAAAAAGUCUAACAAUUGUUUGUUAAAGAAAUGACCAGCUCCAAAGAUAAAGAUUUAUAAUUGAAAAAGAUUUAGUAUUUCUCAUGAGUGUAAAUAUGAGACAUGAUUACUGUAUGUAAUUGUGAAAUAUAUGCAACUAAUAACUGAAUCGUCAAUACUCGAAACGGAUCAUUUAAAGGGUGUGGUCAGCAUUUUUCAGAGGCCUGUCUGACACAUUAUAAAGCGGAAAGAAACUUCUUAGUGCAACACUAAAACAAGUCAUUUUGUACAGGAAGAAGUUUUGUUAGUUUUGAAGAAGCAAAGCUAGUUCAAGUUAAAGAAGAACCGACAGUUUGAAAUCGCAGACUCGAUUGAAAGGCCUUUGUGAAGCCGUGAACCCUCCCUCUUAAAGUCUUGAUUGAGGCCUCAGGAAUCUUUUGAAGGACUUGAGGAUUAAAACUGUUAGAGAGGGAUUACUUGUAGUGAGCCUUUGAUGCCAAAGUUGUAAUUUGCUUGUAGGAUUGUGUCUAUCACAUUGAUGCUGUUAACAUUAUGAAAGAGCCAUUAAGUCGAUGUAAUGAAUGUUUUUUGUUUUUUUUUGCUUUUCUAAAAUAAUACUGAGUAAAACUUUUUUUUCCAGUGA
This is a messenger RNA of Anarrhichthys ocellatus (wolf-eel), 4553 nucleotides long. Its product is annotated as lamin-A-like. Lineage: Eukaryota; Metazoa; Chordata; Actinopteri; Perciformes; Anarhichadidae. Bases 373 to 2349 code for a protein of 658 amino acids. The transcript has 14 exons. Gene Ontology annotation, cellular component: nuclear lamina; nuclear envelope. The record is from RefSeq and is a predicted model, not a curated record. Gene Ontology annotation, biological process: nuclear pore localization; nuclear envelope organization; protein localization to nuclear envelope. Gene Ontology annotation, molecular function: structural constituent of cytoskeleton.